Messenger RNA from Saccostrea cuccullata (small rock oyster), 1901 nucleotides. RefSeq names its product dol-P-Man:Man(7)GlcNAc(2)-PP-Dol alpha-1,6-mannosyltransferase-like. Bases 54 to 1571 code for a protein of 505 amino acids. NCBI's taxonomy places the organism in Eukaryota, Metazoa, Mollusca, Bivalvia, Ostreida, Ostreidae. Gene Ontology annotation, biological process: protein N-linked glycosylation. The record is from RefSeq and is a predicted model, not a curated record. The transcript has 10 exons. Gene Ontology annotation, molecular function: alpha-1,6-mannosyltransferase activity. Gene Ontology annotation, cellular component: endoplasmic reticulum membrane.
CCGGAAGUUAGUUUUACCUGUUGCUGUGAUCGAUAUCAUGCCAAAAAUGUGCUAUGUCUUGCUUGUUUCCUUGGUAUGGUGAUUUAAAAGAUUUUGUCUUACACAGUUUGAGAACCAUGCGAUGGCCAUCAGUAGAGUCCCUGGCGGGGGCGGUCAUGCUUCUACACAUUGUGGUCUGUCCGUUCACCAAAGUAGAGGAGAGCUUUAACAUACAGGCAGUCCAUGACAUCCUAUAUCACGGCAUCAACAUCGAUCAGUAUGACCAUUUAGAAUUCCCCGGUGUAGUCCCUAGAACCUUCCUUGGGCCCCUUGUUCUUGCUGUGACAACAUAUCCCGCGGUGUUCCUCUGUCAGUGUCUGAAGCUGUCAAAAUUUAUAUCACAAUAUCUAGUCAGAAUUGCUUUAGGUCUUUAUGUGCUUGCUGCGCUGUCGGCAUUUGGUAAUGCCAUCAAGUACCGCUUUGGCCCGGGUGUCAAGAGAUGGUUGUUCAUUAUAACAGCCACACAGUUCCAUUUUAUAUUCUAUAUGUCAAGACCAUUACCCAACACAUUCGCUCUUGUUUUAGUGUUGUUUGCAAUAGCGGCCUGGAUAAAUCAGAACCAUGGACAAUUUCUAUGGAUAUCGGGUGCUGCCAUCAUUAUUUUCCGAUCGGAACUAGCUGUAUUUCUGGGCCUGAUUCUCGCUGCAGAACUCUUCUCCAAGAGGCUCAGUUUCACUGAAUUUUUAAAGCAUGUUAUUCCAGCAGGAAUCCUUUUACUAAGUCUGACAGUCCUGGUGGAUAGUUUUUUCUGGAGACGCUGGCUGUGGCCUGAAGGAGAAGUUCUGUGGUUCAAUACGGUCGAGAACAAAAGCUCUCAGUGGGGUACAGAGCCGUUUAUGUGGUAUUUCACAUCUGCUCUUCCCAGGGCUCUGUCCAUGAGUUUCUUUUUAGUUCCCAUAGGAAUAACCUUGAACCCUCACCUUCGACCUCUUCUAAUUCCUGCCAUUGGUUAUAUAUUGCUAUACUCUAACCUGCCUCAUAAGGAGUUACGAUUCAUCAUUUAUGUGAUACCAAUCUUCAAUGUUGUGGCUGCAUCUGCUGUUUCAAAGAUGUUGGCUGACAGCUCCAAGUCCUGGUUUAAGAAACUGGUGGCUCUUGCCGCUGUGUGCCACAUUUUGGGAAACAUCACAUGCACCACAGUAUUUCUGUUUGUCUCUCACCAGAACUACCCCGGGGGACAGGCCAUGCAGAAACUCCACCAGUUGGAGAAACCAUAUAUAGCCAUCAAUCUUCACAUUGAUGUAGCAGCUGCCCAGACUGGUGUCACUAGAUUUACACAGAUCAACCCAAAAUGGAGAUACAAUAAGACAGAGGACCUUCUACCAGGCUCUCAGGAGAUGCUGGAUUUCUCUCACCUCUUUGUCAGCGAUGACGACAUUCUUCAGUUUUACCAGAGCACACAUUCCGUUAUAGCAAAGAUUGACGGAUUUGAUACACUCCGAGUGGAUGUUAGAUCUGUACCCCCCAUUGUUGUGACCACUAAGCCCAAAAUUUGGAUCUUAAAAAGAAAUUUGUACCUGAAAGCUAGCUGACGGCUAGAACUUCUAGGGAAUUUAAUUAAUACAGUGAACUCCCAGCUCUCUGAUAGAUACCCAAAACACACCAGAAUUUGCUAGCCCUAGGAUGUAUUUGUUUAUUUAAAUGUGCAAUAUUGUUUACAUAUGGUAUUAAUAAUAAGUGACCAAAUAUUAUAUGUAUUCAGUGGUAUUAAGAGUUUGAUAGAUCUUAAUACAAUUCACCAUUCCAAUUUACAUACUCCAAAAUGCCUGUAAAAUAUGAAACUUUCAAUUUUUGAGCAUUUUGUUUAUUUUCAAAUUUCCUUUUAUUGUUAAAAUGUACACAAACAUUGUGAAUAAAUGAAU